CGCAAUUCCUACCCUAGCUUCAUAUUAUCUUGUCACAUCAAGCUGGGUUUUAAAAAAAUAUAUCUUUAAUCUCAUUUUUAACAUAUUUCGAUAAACUUACACAUGUGGCACAAUAUCUGGAAUCACAUCCUCUAUAGUGAGAAUAGACAUCUUUCAAAAGAUGGUCAUGGCGCCCCAGAUGUCGUCUUGCAGCCACAAGCCUGCGCUCUGCGCAACAGCAUUAUGCAUACUUGUUGCGAACACCAACAGUCUGAGUAUUGGACUACCUGCCCUUAGCGAAGAUGCACAUGUCAUCGACUCAGACUUCUGUGGGCUGGCCUUCGAGCAAGCCUCCUUUGAAGAGUAUGCAAUGGAUGUCGAAGGGAAUCCCAACGAAUUUUCCAUCAACUUAAUUAGUUCCAUCACAUCUCGCACCGGUGGCAAACCUAUCAUUCGAUUAGGUGGCACAUCUGCGGACUACGGGCGAUAUGAGCCAGGUCAGUCAGCGCCUGCACUACCCAAGGCCGAGCAGAACAACUACCAGAAUAUCGGAAAUACUACAAUAGGACCAGCAUACUGGGAGCUAGCACAUAAUUUUCCGGAUGCUCAGUACAUUAUCCAAGUCCCGUUGGCAAACACCAACACCAGCGAGGCGAUUGCUUGGACUCAGAGUGCUGUCGAUAUCAUCGGCUGGGACAAAAUCCAAGCCAUUGAGAUUGGCAACGAGCCCGACUUAUUCAACGACAUUUUCACUGGUGUAGACGGUAUUGCUCUGCAGCCCUCUGCUUACUUGGGUACUCUAAAUAACGAGACGUAUGUCGGGAAUUACACGAAAUUCGCCGAUGCUAUCGCCGAAGCAGUAAAGUUUCCCGACUACCCUAUUCUCCAGGCUUUCGAUAUCGGUACACAUUUCGGCCCUGCUGUCGCCGAGGAAGCAUACGUCCUGGAUGUCGAAACUUGUUUCGGGCUGGGCAUCGACCCUUAUGACCGCAUCAAGACCGUUGCCCACCAUUACUACCAGAACAUUGCAGGCGAUGCCUCGACGCUGGCCAGUGGGUUGAUGAACAUGACCAUCACACAUGGUCAUGCGGACUAUCUGAAACGGCGGAUUGAUUGGCUGAAGGCUAACAAACCAAACAUCCCUUUCAUUCUCUCCGAAGUAGGCAAUUCCCUGAAGCCAACGAACAGCUACCAAUAUCAGGCUCGCCUCGGUUCGGCACUCUGGCAGGUGGACUUUUAUCUUUAUGCAAUGAGCAUCGGUGUUGCUCGGAUCAAUUAUCAACAGAUCAUGCACGCGGGAUAUGAUAUGUGGUUGCCCGUUGCCAGUGCUGGGGUGGAAGCCCAAGUAUUCGCGAACUUCUACAGCCAACCUUUUGUGGCAGAUUUCAUUGGAAGCUCCGGCGCCACUACUACUCAGCGGUUGAGCAUUACCGGCGGCGAGACAAGUCCAAACCUGGCUGCGUAUGGUGCUUUCGAAAAUGAAGUGCUAAAAAGGAUAGCCAUUGCAAACCUGCAGUACUGGAAUCAGACAAGUUCGGGGACGCCCAGGCCUUCGACCAGCAUUGAUCUAUAUGUACCAGACGGCGUUACAGAGGUCAGUGUCGCCAGAUUAACUAGUCCAAUUGGCGCCGGAGCCGGAGCAGACACAAUCACCUACGCAGGAAGUCAAUGGACAUAUGAGAGUUUAGGCAAUGAAGUCGAAGGCGUGAGGAAUGACAGUUUGAUCAUUGAGGUGCAAGGUGGGAUAGUCACCGUGAGCGUAUCCGAUAGCGAGGCACUAUUGUUAUCAUUCUGACUUUCCACCGCCAUCGUCGGCUAGAAUACUGCCAUCCAUUACUGAAAUCUCCGCUGUGGAAGCCAAUAAAUACCGGAUACUUUUAUGCCCUCUUCAAAAGCCAAGCCUUG
Molecule: messenger RNA, 1884 nt
Organism: Truncatella angustata
Lineage: Eukaryota; Fungi; Ascomycota; Sordariomycetes; Amphisphaeriales; Sporocadaceae
Exons: 1
Coding region: 161-1774 (537 amino acids)
Source: RefSeq, a predicted model, not a curated record